Aspergillus wentii DTO 134E9 is the source of this 1533-nucleotide messenger RNA. RefSeq lists its product as uncharacterized. The record is from RefSeq and is a predicted model, not a curated record. Gene Ontology annotation, molecular function: guanyl-nucleotide exchange factor activity. NCBI's taxonomy places the organism in Eukaryota, Fungi, Ascomycota, Eurotiomycetes, Eurotiales, Aspergillaceae. The coding region runs from base 1 to 1533 and encodes 510 amino acids. The transcript is spliced from 3 exons. Gene Ontology annotation, biological process: small GTPase-mediated signal transduction.
AUGCAUUCUGUCAGCCCCUUCGAAGAGGCAGUCUUUGAACCUUCACCUCAAUUGAUGUUUCCUUCUCCGGAUGGUAAUCAAUAUAAUCUACCGGGCAUGGGUGAUAUGUCUCAUUUCUCGCCGCAUCACAGUCCGGACGAUUCGAUCGGUGCGCCAUUAAUCCCUCAGCAAUCGAGCUACCCGUCUCUUUUCCGUUCUAGCGUGGAAAUCCCCCGUUUCUUUGUGGCAUAUAGAUGGUGGGAGGAUGAAGCAACCACAGUUCUUUGGGCAUUUGAUGUCCAGGAGAUCAAACGGGUGAUCCGAUACGGACUGUUUCGCGAUGGGAGUCUCCCGCGAACGGCUCUCCAGAGUCGCAACGCCACCACUAUCGAUACUUUCCUCUUAACACUUGUUGAACCUCAUGAGCGGCUAUUCCUUGCCAAUCUGUCUCAUGUCCAAAAGGUUGAGGAGAUUCUCCGUCGAACCAGUGUGACCAGCUCCCCGCUUAUGGCCUGGAGCUGGUUUCCAUCGCUGCAGGACAGUGAACUAGACCCUCGUGCGAUUGCAGUGGCGAUUGAUAGUGAAAGCCAUCUCCAUUUCAAUCGAAUCUCCUUUGAGGAGUGGGUGCGUUACUCCCUAGGAUACUCUGCCGCUGCCGUGGAAUGGUUUUUCCAGCAACACACAGCAUUCUACAUCCAUCUUCUCAAUUAUCUGCAUUCAUUCCCCGAGGAAGUCGGGAGGUACGUGGAGGUUGAACAGCACCUACGAACCCGAAGUCCCUUUGCCCACCGGGCUUUAGUUCGGUGUUUGCUCCAUGUGCAGGCUGAAGGAAGCAGUGACAUGCCCUUGGCCCCCGCCCCGGGAUUUGAUUUUAUCGCAGGUCCAAUUCAAAGGCUAUUCAAGAACUCACCACCAAGUCUCAAGUCGAUCUUGAAGGUUCUCUCCGUAUUGGGGGCCCGAUUUCGACGAACAUACGUGCACACCCCGGAAAUGAACUGGAAUAAAGCUUUUGACACAGAUGCUACAUUUAUUGAAGAUUUAUUGGCCUCGACUUCGGCAUUGGAUUUUGGACGCACGUUGACAACCUUUGACGAGAGUACUUUCGCGGAGCUGAACGAACAAAGUAUUGUCACCAACAACUCAGCUGUCAAGGGCAUUCUUGUACAAUGGGAUUCACUGAGCAUGGCAGUUUGGGAGUGCUGCUCUGCUCUCCCUGAUCUGACGCCAUAUAUUUUGGAGUGUUUGGAAGCUUUAUUUAUGAUUCGGAACUACCACUCGUUGACAGCCAUUCUCAAUGGUAUUCAAAAGUAUAGCAUUUCUACUUUAUCAUCUGGCACUACCAGCGGUACUACUAGCACCGUUACAAUCGAACAAAUUCUUCCUCCCGAAUCAACCUACCUAUUGGACUCUUUCGAAAACUACGCCGCAUACCGGCAACAAUUUCACGAAGCUCCUGGAAUACCUUUCCUGCUACCUCAUAUUCGGGACUUCAAACAGAACGGAGAGCUAGCAUUACACCAAAUGUUCCAAGACAUGCAAGCUUCUAUCUCUUAA